AUGGCCAAAGUGUCCCUGGUGACUCAGCCACCAUCUCCAGCUGCUCCUCCUCCUUGUGACCAGGACAAGUUUGUGGAAGGGGACCAGCAAAGGCCAGACAAUCGCCAAGAGCUGGUGAACCUCCAGUGCCGUGUCCUCAUCCUCAUGGCUCACCUGAAGAUGAAGUGUCAGUGCAGGCCAGCAGACUGCAUAAAGAUUCUGGAUGAAAGAGGAGCCCUGGUGAACCUGAGCAAAGUGGAAAAUCCUGCAUCUGAAUUCAGCAGUAAAUACCUACGGGAGAGGGAGAGCUACAUCCUGCUCAGAGUCCUGCAAGGAGAAAGCCCUGAAGCCACCUGCUAUGAAUCCUUGCUAGACAACCUGGGGAAACACUAUCCUGACCUAGCAGGCCGGCUGCAGCAGCUCUCAGCAAACACCCCGACAAGAGACCAGCAGAGAACAGGCCCCUUGCAGAGGAGGGCUCAGCCCCUCACUGGCACCCCAGCCAGGCCCACCUCACAGAGCAAGAAGAGCUCAGAGCUCAAGAACACUUCUAAAUGA
Chaetura pelagica (chimney swift) is the source of this 537-nucleotide messenger RNA. RefSeq names its product chromosome unknown open reading frame, human C22orf15 (gene CUNH22orf15). The coding region runs from base 1 to 537 and encodes 178 amino acids. The record is from RefSeq and is a predicted model, not a curated record. The transcript is spliced from 5 exons. Lineage: Eukaryota; Metazoa; Chordata; Aves; Apodiformes; Apodidae.